GUUCCCUGUGAUUUUUCUGGCUGCAAGGAUGGCUUACAUUCAGUACAUUCCCGCUGCUCAGAAACAUUUAUCUAAUUUAUGUAGCAUAGGACCUUAAAAGCAACCCGAAAUUUUUUUUAAUUUAAGAUCAUAUGUGUAAAAAACGAUAAGGUAAACCAAAAGCCAAGUCCAAAGUUUCAUGACCAGAGAAGAUCAUGACAUUGUAAAUCCACUUUUCUGGAAGCUGGACAAGAGCCAUGGGCAAGGAGCAGGACCUUCUUCUGGCUGUGAAGAAUGGAGACCUUCCUUCAGCUCAUAAACUUCUGGCCAAGAUCAAGACAAACAGAAAUAAGUUGCUGGGCUCCACAAAGAGGCUGAAUGUGAACUACCAAGACCAAGAUGGUUUUUCAGCACUUCAUCAUGCGGCUCUCACUGGCACUACUGACCUCUUGUCUCUGCUGUUGGAGGCACAGGCCACUGUGGACAUCAAAGACAGUAAUGGUAUGCGUCCAUUGCACUAUGCUGCUUGGCAGGGGAAGGCUGACUCUGUACUUAUGCUGCUGAGAGCCGGAGCUUCUGUGAAUGGGGCUUCACAAGAUGGACAGAUCCCUCUCCACCUGGCUGCACAGUAUGGACACUAUGAAGUGUCUGAAAUGCUACUACAACACCAGUCCAACCCCUGUGCUGUCAACAAGGCGAAGAAGACCCCCCUGGACCUGGCCUGUGAGUUUGGUAGACUCAAGGUGACCCAGCUAUUGUUGAGCAGUAACAUGGUGGUAGCUCUCUUAGAGGGGAACGGCAGAGAUAACACCCCCCUGCAUCUUGCUGCCCGCAAUGGUCAUAAGGACAUCAUCAGACUGCUGCUGAAAGCUGGGAUUGACAUCAACAGAACCACUAAAUCUGGAACGGCUCUGCACGAGGCUGCCCUCUACGGGAAAACGGAAGUAGUAAACUUAUUGCUUGAUGCUGGGAUCGAUGUGAACAUCCGCAACACCUACAAUCAAACAGCCUUGGACAUCGUGAACCAGUUCACCACUUCACAUGCCAGCAAAGAAAUCAAACAACUCCUUAGAGAUGCCAGUGGAGCAUUACAGGUGAGAGCUUUAAAGGACUACUGGAAUCUCCAUGACCCCACUGCACUCAACAUCCGGGCAGGAGAUAUAAUCAUGGUCUUAGAGCAGCACAUGGAUGGACGUUGGAAAGGACACAUCCAUGACAGUCAGAGAGGCACUGACCGUGUGGGAUUCUUCCCUCCAUCCAUUGUGGAAGUCAUUAGUCGCAGAUCAGGGGGCGUUCUCUCCCGACAGGCCUCACUGCCUAUCCAGAGACAUCCCAUUCUGUCCAGAGCGCUGCCCUCACAAAGUUCUCAUCACACCUCUCACACUGACGACUCCUACACCUUAUACUCAUCCACCCGUCCUGUACUGUCUCACCACAACGGGCUGGAGCAGCACCCAGGUGCCAUUCCCGACAGUCCCAGUGCCCUGUGUAAGCCACCUAGUCCCAAAGAGCCAGAGGAUAUUUGGGUCCUCAGAACCUCUGUUAAUGCAGGUGACCGGAACAGUGUGGGCAGUGCAGGCAGCAUGGGCAGCAGUCGCAGUGCCGGCAGUGGACAGAGCACUGAAGGAAAUAAUGGACCCAGUCGGUUACCUUCUUCUAUCCAGGACCCCACCAAGCUGCCUCCCUCUGCUGGAGAACUGGUGGAACAGUGCAGUCAGGCCCCUGACCCCGCAAAACACACGGACCCUCAUUCAGGUUCUCUUGGAUGGAGGAUUCCACUGAGCGGCUCCAGACCUGGAGAACAUCAUGUCAUACACCCACAGCAAGUUCUAGAUGGCAAGGAUGCUGAGGCUAUUUACCAGUGGCUCUGUGAGUUUCAGCUUGAGCAGUACACAUCUAAUUUCCUCACAGCUGGUUAUGAUGUGCCCACAAUCAGCAGAAUGACCCCUGAGGAUCUCACCGCUAUUGGCGUUACAAAGCCUGGCCACCGCAAGAAGAUCUCCAUGGAGAUCGGCAACAUGAAUAUCCCAGAAUGGUUGCCGGAUUACAUUCCAUCUGAUAUUGGGAAGUGGCUCAGUGCUAUUGGGCUGCCACAAUACCAGAAAAAGCUAGCAGAGAAUGGAUAUGACUCCAUCAGCAUAGUGCAGGAAAUCACAUGGGAGGAUCUGCAGGAAAUUGGCAUCACUAAACUGGGCCAUCAGAAAAAGCUGAUGCUUGCUGUUAAGAAGCUCAGUGACGUCCAGAAGGCUCGUAAGAACCAGGCUGAAGGGCAGGCAUUGCUACAGCGCAGGAGACUUCCUCCCGCCCUCGAGCUGGUGGCCAUCGAGCAUCACGACAGCUCUGAAUGCCCCUCAUCACCUCUAUCUCCAAAGAUGCUCACAUUCCAGGACAGUGAGUUGAGCAUUGAGCUACAGAACGCCAUGGCGAGCAGCGGAUAUGGUGGAGGCCAAGAUGGUCUCAGUCACAUGAGUGAAACAGCCAUGCGUCUUAGUCAAGAAAGCAUUGGUACACGGUCAGGAGGGUCGGGACGGUCGCAAGAACGUCCAAUGGCAUCGGUAUCCCCCAACAGCCGCUCACAAGAGAGCCUAGGCAGCAUGGACAACAGUCCCAACAAGGAACAAUAUGCCAUUAUGGAAUCUCAGGAUAGAAGCCAAAUAUCACCUGUCAAAAUGCCACCAGUUUUGCCACUACAACCUCAUCAGCCCUCAUCUGGCAGUCCAGCAAGAACACCACCCAUAACCACUAGUAAAAUAGCACGUUUUGCAUAUCCACCCAUCCUCACCAAACCUAGACCGGUGGUUUCUCCCUCUCAGCCCCAUCCUGGAUCACCUCUUCAGAGGGGCUUUAGCUACCUCCAGCAUCAAAACUGCAACACCAACAUGGGAAGCCCAAGUCUAGUCAGAGCCAUGCAGCCAAACGGGAACACAUUGCGAUCCAAAAAACGCACUCAGAGUCUUUCACGCUAUGCCAUGUCGGAUGGAGAGAACGAAAAAGAUGAGAUCUCCGCUCCUACGACAACUUCCACCAAUGUGGCAUCUUAUGCCACGCUUACUCGCAAACCAGGCCGCAGCCAACCAUCUUACAGUUCCAGUGAGCAUCAAGUGGGCCGCAGUUAUUCCUUCGCCAUACGUGCCAGAAGGAAAGGUCCUCCUCCUCCCCCUCCAAAGCGACUAAGCUCUGCCCAGAGUGGGGUAACUACAAGUGGGGUUGAAUCAGAGAGCGCAGGAAGCGUCAGAAGCAUUGCAUCCAGGCUGGAGAACAAUACAGGGAGCCCCAACAAGACGUGUAACAGCCCUGUUUCUAAAGCCAUGUCCCCAGCCAUCUCACCAAAAAAUAUGGAAAACCGUAGGAGGACUACUAGUGAAUCUUCUAUGUAUAAAACGAAGCAUGGUGGAGAGAAUCUUGCUGGUGAAAACAUCAGCCCUCUGAGGAACCAACCAAGUUCAACAUCCUCACAGGAGAGCAUACCUUUCGCAGAAGAGGGCAAAGUUACAAUCAAACAAAGGACCAAAAUAGCAUCCCCUAAGAUAGAGUCUGAGGCUGGUGUUGAUAUUUUGAAGCUGGCACAAUCUAUCAAAUCAUCCUUGGAGGUGCAUGAGUUUAACUUAAAGGAAUCAGACACAGUCAAAAGGAGACAGAAGCCAAAAGAACUGCAGAUGAAAGGUCAGGGCACCAGCAUGGAAAUAGGAAAUGAGAAGGCCACAGAGACAGAGAUGGUAUCACAAUGCAUGCAGAAUGGUGGAUUGAUAAAUCCAUAUAAAUCGGUCCUCUCUCCGAAACCAGGAUCUCCACAUAAACCCCCCACCCCUUCUAAGCCCACACGCCACUCUUCUGCAGCAAACUCAGGACGGACAGUCAGUGUCGUACAGAGCUUGGCUUUUGCCGUCACACCUCCAUGUAGCCCUCUGGCUCGCUGUCCACCAAACAAAACACCUCAAGGUCAGUCUGUGCUAGCAGGAAAGUCUGUGACGGAAGGCCAUAACGUGCUGGUCCACAAACGACUUGAGCAAACCAGCACCUCUCUCGAGGCGGCACUAAAAGUUGUGGAAAAGAAGUUGGCCCAGGAAGAUCCAGCAGACAGGGGCAUUAACACAGUGAAGUCAGCUGGGAACAUUCUUGAUGAUAUUGGGAACAUGUUCGAUGAUCUUGCUGACCAGCUGGAAGCCAUGUUGGAUUGACCUACUGUAAUUCCUACAGGUAUAACCUUUGCGUUGGGCCUUCACAUGGGAGCUUCUGGAUGUUUGAGACGUGCAAUGUCUAUCUUUUCAGACUUUGUUUACGCACUUUAGUGGUCCUGCUUACAAGUAUUGGUUUUUAACAGUUGAAUUAAAUGAGCUAAUUUAAGAUACCAGUAGUAACAGACUGUUGGCUGGAUCGUGCCUCAAAUUUCUAAA
Carassius carassius (crucian carp) is the source of this 4373-nucleotide messenger RNA. It is a transcript of the gene caskin2a, whose product is annotated as CASK interacting protein 2. Bases 237 to 4157 code for a protein of 1306 amino acids. The record is from RefSeq and is a predicted model, not a curated record. Gene Ontology annotation, molecular function: protein binding. NCBI's taxonomy places the organism in Eukaryota, Metazoa, Chordata, Actinopteri, Cypriniformes, Cyprinidae. The transcript is spliced from 21 exons.